AAUCCCUGGAGCCCGGGACAUUCCAUUGUGCAAUCAAAGCUGCAUAGGACGCAGCAUGAAACUGAACGCAGUGCUGCCUUCCGCUUUGGCAAGAAGUUUCCCAAAUACCUGCACUUCUACAAUCCCAAUCAAAAAAACAAGUGGGGGCAUAAGAAGGGCUAUCGAAUCCAGUAUAACUCACAUGCUAACAGUGUUUUGCCCCGGGGCUGGAGGGAGGAAAAUGGUAUUACGUGGUCAAGAUACCAGUUGGCUGUAACCAGACACAAGGACAGUGAGGUCACCAGCAGUAGCAUCUAUACUCAGAAUGACCCUUGGGAGCCUGUUGUUUCCUUCGAGGAAUUCAUUCGCAACAAUGAAAACAUUGUUAAUCAGGAUUUGGUUGCCUGGGUGACGGUGGGAUUCUUACACAUUCCUCAUUCUGAAGACAUUCCCAACACGGCGACUCCAGGAAACGCGGUGGGAUUCUUCCUGCGUCCCUUCAACUUUUUUGACGAGGACCCCUCGCUUGCGUCCCGCAGCACGGUCAUAGUGCGACCAGAUGAAAAGGGCCAGCCGAAGGUUCAGAGAUGGACUCCAGAGGUCGUAGGUCACUGUGUCUCAGACAAGCCUUUCUUCUAUAAUGGUACUUACGCUGGUGUCUAGAUAGAGACUGAGCUUUUUUCGUGUCGUGUUGGUGUUUUUGUGCUGUAUAUAAAAUGUAGAAAAAGCUCAGAAUUUAUGACUUUAAAUGCUAUUGGUGUCAAAUAUUUACAACCACAAAAACAGAGCACACUUUUUACAUUGCAUCUGAACAAAUGAAACUCAAAUUCUUAAAAUGUAAAACUUACUAAAAACUGUAUCUUAAAUCUGACAUUAAAUAUUUUCACAAUUCA
This is a messenger RNA of Megalobrama amblycephala (Wuchang bream), 872 nucleotides long. RefSeq names its product amiloride-sensitive amine oxidase [copper-containing]-like. Lineage: Eukaryota; Metazoa; Chordata; Actinopteri; Cypriniformes; Xenocyprididae. The transcript is spliced from 3 exons. Gene Ontology annotation, molecular function: copper ion binding; primary methylamine oxidase activity; diamine oxidase activity. Gene Ontology annotation, cellular component: plasma membrane. The annotation marks the transcript as partial. The record is from RefSeq and is a predicted model, not a curated record. Gene Ontology annotation, biological process: amine metabolic process; response to antibiotic.